Messenger RNA from Cladocopium goreaui, 1185 nucleotides. NCBI's taxonomy places the organism in Eukaryota, Dinophyceae, Suessiales, Symbiodiniaceae. The record is from the annotation of a GenBank genome assembly.
AUGCCGCGUGUAUGGCGAGCCCGCGGGGCUCAGCCCAAAGUCAAUGUUGAAGUCGAAGGAGUUUCCAGAUUUUUCUCCGUUGGAGUCCUAAAGGUGGCUCCGGAGGCAAAGGUGUCAUUUUAUGGCACUCCAAAAGCCAAGUCGUUUUAUCCAGCACAAAGUCCUGGCAUCUUCCGUGCCCCGGAGUUGGGACCUCAGGUGGUUGAUGAAACCAAUGAAACAUCAACUGCUUACUGCUCCCAGCGCUCGCGGUGCUCAUCAGCUGCAACAAUGCCACGCUCCUUCUACAAGCCAGUGAAAAGGUCCAAAGCAAGGAGGUGUGAGCGCAGUGAGCGCCUGCGGCAAAGUGUUCGUGUGGAUCCGCAAGAGGAAGAGAGGCGUGAGAACGCUGAGACGGCUGAGACAGCUUCUGGGAUGGUUGAGAAAGCCGAGCAAGUUAAAAGUGUCGCAAUUGUGGAUUUCGAGUGUUCUGAUUGUGUAGAGAAGGUAGACGAGGCUGAGUGUCUUGAGUGCGAGGAAGCACGGAAAGAUGAGCAGCCACAACAGUCGCAACAGUGGCAACAUGACAUCGCGAAGGAGCCGGAAACGCCGAAGGAAUCUCUGAAGUCUGUGAAGGUCUCCGAGGAGCUGCCGGAAGAGGGCGAUAUCGCUGAUGCCGAUGGCAAUGGCAACGAAGGGUUGGAGACUGUGGAGACUGCGGAGACUGAGAUAACUAGUUGGAUCCGUCUCCCUGAUCAAAAACCUUGGGCAGAUUCACUGGACGACUCCGAUGAGGAAUGCUUCUGUGGUAUUGCAAAUUGGCCAGAGACGCAGACGGAGAUCCAAGAGCCAACGAAACAGCAGACGGAGAUCCAAGAGCCAGCGAUCAAACAGACAGAGAUCCAAGGGACACAGGUGACUUCUAAAGCUGAUCCAGUUCCUGCAUGGAGGCAGAGAGAUUCCCGGCCUCGUACACAUCGCAACUACGAUGGUUACAAUACUUGGGAUGAUUGGAAUGAUUGGGCUGCCUGGGACAAUUGGGGUGCUUAUGGCACUUAUGGCAACGUCGAUUAUGGUUAUGGCUAUGGCGCUUAUGCUGGAGCACAUGGCAAAAAACAGAAAAACCAGCAAGGUCAGCAAGGACGUCCCGGACGCAAUCGACAACCAAAAAAAAACAAGGAAUGGAAGCAGGUGCAAAGGCAGUGA